AUGGAGAGCAGCACUCGUCCCCUCGACGCCAUCGCCAGAGACGCGCAACACCCAUGCGAAUCCAACCCCGCCGCCGCGGCGACCGACGACCCCUUUCAGAACCGACCGUCGAAACGCCGCAAGACUGCGACGGCCACAAGCGCUUCUGAUCGGCCCUGCGACAUCUGCCGCAGGCGCAAGCUGCGGUGCGUCAGGGAGCCGGCCAACGAAAAAUGCUUCCUUUGCGCCUUCAACCAGCAGCCGUGUACCUUUGUCGAGCAGCCACAAAGGCGCAAGCGGCCGAGGCGCCUUGUCGACGCUGCACCGCCUGCUGGGACCAGCACGGUUGGGCUGUCUGCGGGGUUCGAGGUGGACAGGCCACCAGCAGCAGCAGCAGCAACAGCAACAGCAACAAUGGAUGAGAGGCACGGCGAUGCGACCAGCGAACAUACUGUCAUGGUGAAUUUCAGGGCCCGCACGACCACUACGUCGGCAGCGGCGGCGGCGGUGGCGGCGGCGGCGACUUCACCACCCGCCCCGGAAUCACCAGCGUCGCUGCUCAAUAGAACCUUGGGCCUACACAAGACCACCCAUUCAGUGUACAUUGGGCCGAGCUCGCUGCAGGAACCGCGGCUGCUCGGACGCCAAGACACAGCGUCCUUCCCCCCUGGGAAGCAAAGCAUCCGAUACCGCCGGAUGGACCCCUCCACCGUCUUCAUCUCGAGUCCGGAUCAGCUCCCCGGCGAGGAGGAGAGCGUGCUCGACGCCAUCGAGUCCCUGGUGCGCCCGAGCGGCCCCGCCCUCGUCAGCCUCUACUUCCGCAUUGUCCACCCCAGCUACCCGAUCCUGCACAAGGGCGUCUGGCUGGAAAAGUACCGGCGGAGCUACCGGGAGUUCUCCCCGCCUCUGCUGGCCGCCGUGUACGCACUUGCCACCGACUGGUGGGAGUACGACCCGGCCCUUGCGUCACUCGACAAGCCGCCCGUCGACCGGCUCGUCGCCACCGCGACGCAGGCCCUCACCGCCGCCAUGGGCCGCCCCAAGCUCUCUGCCGUCCAGGCCGGCCUGCUCCUGCUGCAGCGGUCGGGCGGCGACUCGUGGGUCCUGACCAGCCAGAUGGUCGCCCUGUCCGAGGAGGUCGGCCUGCACGUCGACUGCAGCUCGUGGGACAUUCCCGACUGGGAAAAGGGCGUACGGCGCCGCCUGGCCUGGGCAGUGCUCAUGCAGGACCGGUGGGGUGCGCUGAUCCACGGCCGCCCGUCGCACGUGUCGGCGAGCCACUGGCGCGCCCCGCCCCUAGAGCUGGGCGACUUCCCCGAAUCGGCCGCCGACGAGGACGACGCCGAGGGCAGUGCAGAGGUUGAGAAUGGCCGGUACCUCUUCAUGCGCCUGGCGCGUCUCACCGAGAUCAUGUCCGAGGCCCACGCGGCCCUGUACGCGCCAUGCCGGGCGGCCCCCGGCGGCGGCGGCGGCGUUGGCGGCGACGAUGACGACGACGACGAUGCGGUCCUCGCGCUGCUGGAGCUGGUCAAACCGACGGCGCUGAAGCUCAAGGACUGGGCGAGCACGCUCCCCGCGGAGCUGCGCAUGGACGACGUGCGGGCGCGCAAGCUGUGCGCCAACGGCUACCUGCACCUCUCGUACUACGCGACCGAGAUCAUGAUCCACCGGCGCGUGAUCCGCAGCCUGACGCCCGACCACGCCGACCACAUCCGGGCCAUCUGCCGCAACGCCGCCAAGACGCGACUCGAGCACGCCACGGCCUUUGUCGAGAAGCUGCGGCCCGAGCACCUGCAGAGCUUCUGGUGGUUCGCCGCGCCAAAGUGCCUGGCUCUCAUCGGCGUCUUUGCCGCCCUCUUGUCCGCCACCGCCCCCGACCCCGCCGAGGCUGCCUUUUUCAAGCGGAGGCUCGACGACUUCCACUGGACCUUGAAGGUCCGCUCCAAGGGCUCCGUGUCCAUGGCUGCGGCGGUUCGCGAGAUGGAAGCUAGCCUCGUGGGCUUGGGCGCAUGA
Messenger RNA from Pyricularia pennisetigena, 1992 nucleotides. RefSeq lists its product as uncharacterized. Gene Ontology annotation, cellular component: nucleus. Gene Ontology annotation, molecular function: DNA-binding transcription factor activity, RNA polymerase II-specific; DNA binding; zinc ion binding. NCBI's taxonomy places the organism in Eukaryota, Fungi, Ascomycota, Sordariomycetes, Magnaporthales, Pyriculariaceae. The record is from RefSeq and is a predicted model, not a curated record. The transcript has a single exon. Bases 1 to 1992 code for a protein of 663 amino acids. Gene Ontology annotation, biological process: DNA-templated transcription.